Molecule: messenger RNA, 5844 nt
Organism: Erinaceus europaeus (western European hedgehog)
Lineage: Eukaryota; Metazoa; Chordata; Mammalia; Eulipotyphla; Erinaceidae
Gene: HDAC8
Product: histone deacetylase 8
Exons: 11
Coding region: 254-1396 (380 amino acids)
Molecular function (GO): histone deacetylase activity
Source: RefSeq, a predicted model, not a curated record
CUUUUGCAUCUGCCAACUUUCCUUUUUUGAAAGGUGGUCGCUAAAUGAGGGGGUUCUGUGUGCUUGGCAAACUCAGGCAUCCCUUCUGUUGCAUGAAGAGCCAGGACAGUGCCUCCAGUGAUCUGGAGACUAGGAGGGAAUGUUGAUCAGGGAGCACCCCUGCGGUUGUUCAGUGGCGCAGGAACCAGAGCCCAGGCUGAGUCCGUAAAAAGCCGGAUCCGGACAGUGACUCCGGAACGGGAGAAAGAGGAAGAUGGAGGAGCCGGUGGAACCCGUGUACAGUGGGCAGUCCCUGCCCCCGGUUUACAUCUAUAGCCCCGAAUAUGUCAGGAUAUGCGACUCCCUAGCCAAAGUCCCUAAACGGGCCAGCAUGGUACAUUCUUUGAUUGAAGCAUAUUCACUGCAUAAACAAAUGAGGAUAGUUAAACCCAAAAUGGCAUCCAUGGAGGAGAUGGCUACUUUCCACACUGAUGAUUAUCUUCAGCAUCUCCAGAAGGUCAGCCAAGAAGGCGAUGACGAUCAUCCAGACUCUAUAGAAUAUGGACUAGGUUAUGACUGCCCAGCCACUGAAGGGAUAUUUGAAUAUGCAGCAGCUGUCGGAGGGGCUACAAUCACAGCUGCCCAGUGCCUGAUUGACGGGAUGUGCAAGGUAGCGAUUAACUGGUCUGGAGGCUGGCAUCAUGCAAAGAAAGACGAAGCAUCUGGUUUUUGUUAUCUCAAUGAUGUUGUCCUGGGAAUAUUACGAUUGCGACGGAAAUUUGACCGUAUUCUCUACGUGGAUUUGGAUCUGCACCAUGGAGAUGGUGUAGAAGAUGCCUUCAGUUUCACCUCCAAAGUCAUGACAGUGUCCCUACACAAAUACUCUCCAGGAUUUUUUCCAGGAACUGGUGAUGUAUCUGAUGUCGGUCUAGGUAAGGGACGGUACUACAGUGUCAAUGUGCCCAUUCAGGAUGGCAUACAGGAUGAGAAGUAUUACCGCAUCUGUGAAAGCAUACUAAAGGAGGUAUACAUAGCCUUUAAUCCAAAAGCAGUGGUCUUACAGAUGGGAGCUGAUACAAUAGCUGGGGAUCCUAUGUGCGCCUUUAACAUGACUCCAGUGGGAAUUGGCAAGUGUCUUAAGUACAUCCUUCAGUGGCAAUUGGCAACGCUCAUUUUGGGAGGAGGAGGCUAUAACCUUGCCAACACGGCUCGAUGCUGGACAUACUUGACCGGGGUCAUCCUAGGGAAAACACUAUCCUCUGAGAUCCCAGAUCAUGAGUUCUUCACAGCAUAUGGUCCUGAUUAUGUGCUAGAAAUCACGCCAAGCUGCCGGCCAGACCGCAAUGAGCCCCGUCGAAUCCAAGAGAUCCUCAACUACAUCAAAGAUAUUGUGUUUCUUUGCAGUUUCUUGAUCUAAAAGAGCCUAGAGACUAUGGGUCAACUGUGAAUUCUGAUGUCCUAGGAGUUGGUUUCCCAGUCUCUCUCAGAAUAGUGGAGAUGGAACUGUUGCCCUAACCUUCCCUUCCCUAAUGCUGGCUUAGAAUAUUCUGACCUCUGGACAGAGGACAAAUGACAGUCAUGAAGUAAUGCCCACUUAAUCACUGCCCACUAACCGGGGGCACUACCCUCUGCUUUCCAGUAGAACCUCCUUCAUGUCCUCAAGUACUGUUUCACAAUUCAACUCAUUUCAUCUACUUUGAUGUUGUUGUUGUUUUCCAAAGUAUGGUUGGUACACAUUUUCCUGUAUAAUUGAAUCUGUAUGUAUUUAUAUGUAUCUUGGAGUUUCUGGUUAUUUGAAGAGUUAAGAGACCAAAAGUAUCAGAUUGCUUAUGCUAAAGAGUAAAAGCUCUCUGGGAGUCAGGCAGUAGCGCAGCAGGUUAAGUGCAUGUGGCACCAAGCACAAGGACCAGUGUAAGGAUCCCGGUUCGAGCCCCUGGCUCCCCACCUGCAGGGGAGUCGCUUCACAGGCCGUGAAGCAGGUCUGCACAUGUCUAUCUUUCUCUCACCCUCUCUGUCUUCCCCUCCUCUCUCCAUUUCUCUCUGUCCUAUCCAACAACGAUGACAUCAAUAACAACAACAAUAAUAACUACAACAAUAAAACAACAAGGGCAACAAAAGGGAAAGUAAAUAAAAAAUAAAUAAAUAUUUUUUAAAAGUGUAAAAGCUCUGCUUAUUCAUGUCAUGAAUGACUAAUCUAGUACCAGUUCUUCUACCUUUGAUUCUCGCCUUGGAAUAGAAUCUACCAUGGAAGAGAGAUCUGUUUGUGCCAGAGUUAGUCAGAGGAGAUACCUAGGUCUGGAGUAGGGAGUGGAGGGUUUUGGCAAGGCCUUAUUCUCUAGCAGAGCCCAGUCUGUGAGACAACAGAGUCCCAUAAAGACUCCAUGUGCCGGGCUCCUUUGUCUACAGAAAAAUUUCUUGGCUCCUAAGUCAUAGACUCAUAAGAGUAUGGUAUGCUCAAAGCGAUAUUUGUUGCUUCUCUGUGAUGUCUCCGGCCCUUCAGCUUCCCCAAUCCUAUAGUUUCAAGUUCUCUGGUCUCCCAAUAGCUACCAACCCCAAAGCUUAACCUCUAAAUAAAUCUUUCUCCAUUGUCCAUCAUUUAAAGCCUACAAAACAUGUGUAUUCCUGUUCCUUUUCUAGUCCUUCUGUGCUGAUUAACAUUAAUAUCCCCACCCUGAUUUUCUCUGCCUCUCUCAAGUGCAGGACUUAGUUCCUUGCUUCCUUCAGGACUGCUCCUGAACCAAUUUCUCUUGUCCCUCUUCCUUCAUAUUUCUUCCUUGAUAUUUUCCCCCAUCCAAGCUCUAAAUUCUGGUCAAACAUAGACAAAGCCACAGAAACAGAGAAAUUAAACAAACCUUUGCAAUGACUUGCUCAUAGCUGUACAAAUGCAAAUAUCUGUAUGCUUUCCUACACAUAUUCCCAGCGUGGUGACAAUCUGACAUUGACAAAACGGAAAUAACAAUAAUAACAACAAGGGCAACAAAAAUGGGGGGAAAUGGCCUCCAGGAGCAGUGGAUUUGUAGUGUGGGCACCGAGUCCUAUCGAUAACCCUGGAGGCAAAAAAAAAAAAAAAAAAAACCAAGGAAAUGACAAGUAUGAGAAGACAUAAGGAAGAUAAUGCAAAAGGGAAGAAAACUGGGAAAAGUAAGAAACCCAAAUGAUAGGGUCGGGCUCUGGCACACCCAGUAAUGCUCACAUGUCACAAUGCAAGGUGGGAAGCUUCAUAGGUGGUGAAGCAGGUCUGCCAGUAUCUCCCUUUCUCUCUCUGUCUCUGUCUUCCCCUUACAUCUCAAUUUCUCGCUGUUUCUAUCCAAAAUUAAAUGAAAUUUUAAAAAGGAACCCAAAGGAAAUACAUUAUGGGAAGACUAGAGUGAAGAUUAGUGAAGAAAACAAUAGACAAAUUUAGAGGGCGUGUAAGUCGAUAUUGAAGUCAAGAUUGUUAAAAGAUCCUAACAAGUUAAAGCAGUAUUCUGGUUAUAAUACAAUUAAAUAAAACUGGGAGAGAAUAUAUGAACAAGGAAUUCGGUCCUCUAAAGCAGCCAGCCACAUACAAGAGGGGAAAACAUGGCUUGUCAGCUUUUCAUGUUAAAUAGUCAGGAUUUUAGUCAACAGAGAAAGUAAUGUGAGUCUCCAGGGCAAGGUAGCCCUCAGAGAUGCUAAUAUGGUAUUGCCUUCACUUGGAAAAUAUGAGUUAGGUAGACAGCAUAGUGGUUAUACAAAAGACUUUCAUACCUGAGUCUCUGAUGUCCCAGGUUCAGCAGUGCCAUUAAGGCAGAGAUGAGUAAUGCUCUGGUGUCUGUCUGUAUCUCUCAAAUAAGUAAAUAGACAAAAAUAAAAAAGGCUCUAAACAAAAAUCAGAACUCCAGGAGGUAAAUUGGGAUGGGAAGAAAACUGAAUCUCAGUCUCCACAAGAUCUGAUUGGAGCGGCCUUAGACUUUGGGGAGAAGAAAGGAGAUCCAUAAUGACUUAGUGACAUAGUCUCUAUUUCAUGUCUAUGAGAGAUGACGUAGACAAGGCUUAUCUGGCAACAAGGCACAGAGUAAGAUGCUGUGGGUAGAUAUUAGACAAAGGCAGAUUUUCUUUCAAUAGGAAGAUUUCUAAUAAGUCGAACUAUCCAAAGUGGAACAGACUGCCCAGAAAGGAAUUGAAUUUCUGUCAGUUGUCCUGUGGAGGGGCUCCUGCAGUGGAUUAGACUGUUGUUAAGCUUCCUUCCACCUUUAAGAUUCUAGGAUGCUAUGUGUUAAAAAGAAGAAGAAGAAGAAGAAGAAGAAGAAGAAGAAGAAGAAGAAGAGGAAGUAGAAGAAGAAGUGACUUAAAGUGCAAGGACCCGUGUAAGGAUACCAGUUCAAGCCCCCAGCUCCCCACCUGCAGGGGAGCCACUUCACAAGUGGUGAAGCAGGUCUUCAGGUGUCUUUCUCUCCCCCUCUCUGUCUUCCCCUCCUCUCUCCAUUUCUCUCUGUCUUAUCUAACAACGACAUCAAUAAUAAUUACAACAAUAAAACAACAAGGGCAACAAAAGGGGAUAAAUAGUAAAUAAAUAAUAAAAAUAAAUCUUUGAAAAAAAUAGGAUGGAGACGAAUAAGUAAACAGGAAAAAAAUUAAGCGAAUAUGAUGAGAACACAGGGUUUGAGAGAUGAGUCACAGUGGUUGAGAGGUUGGGGGUGGAGGGAGGUAAGGCUGCUAUGGAAAAGAAUUGAUAAGAAAAAGAUACUUAGUAGCUGAGAGUGGGUGGAGAGGACUCAGGGAGGUAGACAACAAAUAGGGUGGCUAGCAAAUACUAAGAAUGCUCAAAUGUCCCAUUUAGUCACUCAUUUUGUACCGACAGCAUUGUGUGUUCUAGUAUGCAAGUAAGCAUAACGCUCAAGUCAGAAUUUUUUAAAAAUCAACUAAACCUAGAAGAAAUGAAGCUAGAAAGCAAUGCAGAUGUUGCUAAAAAUGGCCACUUUAACCUGCUGUACUGAGACCAUGCCCCUCUAGCCUGGUGACGUAGACUGCCAUCAGAUAGUGCGUUGCCAUGACAAUGGUCAGUGUGGAAAGGCUGCUGAAUUUUCUGUGUUCUGAAAGAUUUUCCUGAACCUGCCCACAAAACUGUCAUUUGUCCUUGAAUAUAAAAACCUCAACAAAACAAACUGUUUUUCCCCAUGCCUCCCUCCCCCUCCCUUCUCCUCCUCCCCAUCAAAACAAAGGAGGAAGAGGCGCAGAUUGUUUUAGGGAAGUGGAUGGACCCAAUUCCCCUCAAAGGGAGAGAUUUUAUGCAGGUUGUCUUGUUGAAUUUUCUCAACCUCUGAACUUUCAUUUGUUUUCUCACUAUAUUCCUUAGAAGCACUAAAGAUGGGAUGUUAUCCUAAUGGAAAAUUAAGCUUGAGGAAGGUCAUCUUACAGCAAUGCAUCCCAUAUACCACAGGUAGACUAGAGAUAUAGGCAAAUCUACAUAUUUUCUUAAUCCAGCUUUACUUCCCAUUAGACUUUCCAUGAGGGAGCAAACAAACAAAAAAAGACAAAAAUAAAACCAUAAAGAUUCAAUUCCAGCUAUUUGCUUUAUACAGACAGGAGUUGUUUUUCUCAUGUCAGUGGAUCUUGAGGCUAUGUCAUUGUUCUGAAAUAUGUGUGAAUUAGAGAUUAGAUGGUUCACUUUAGCUCAUAAUCACUAGUAUAAAAAAAUCAUCUCCACAACACCCUCAUGCUGUCGGAUCUCUUUAUGUUUCCUCUAGUUGACGUGCUCUAGAGGAACUAGUUCAUAGUGAACCAACCAGAGUUGAAAUAGUGAUCUGUGCCAUAGACAGCUAGCUCCCUGUGCUUGGCUUGCUCUCUGUAGGGAAACAAGGAUAGAGGUUUUCUCAUCACUGGUACUGAUGACAUUUUAAAAAA